AUGGGUGUCUUCGGUGUCCAAGGGGCCGAAAACUCUUUGGUCCUGGAUCUCACAUGGGACGAGAGCAGCAGCACAUCCAUUGAAGCAGAAAGGACCUCAAGGACGGGAAAACGACCAAGAGAGGAGACAACUCCGGCCGACACGAAUUCUGCCAAAAAGACCAAUAGGCACUUAACCAGAAAAGCAGGAGAAGUUCUAGACAAAAUAAUGUCAGGAAUCAAGCAGCUGGGAAAACUGGUGGAAGGCUGCACAAACACGAAACGGGAAAUCAGGGAUAUGGCCCUGGGGCUAAGAAGCCUGGCCUCGCAGCUGGCAGCGCAAGAUAUUAAGGGGCUGCUGGACAGAGCAGACCAGGCGGCAAAGUCACCCCCUGCAGCGGUGAAGAUCGUAGAAGCCACAGACACGGUAACUGAAUCCGACGUAAAGGAAUGUAAGAAAUACGACGACUUCAAACGCAUUGUGACACGCAAAUGGCCACAAGAGCUCUACGCGGUGACGACGACUACCGAAGACGGCCCCCUCGUAGCGGGGAAAGGAUGGGACAUCGGAGUAUGCGCACCAGAGGGGAAACUAGAGCGGGGGAUUUCGAAGGCCUUCAAGGACAGAUACCCGGAUUUGACUGAGAUAAAAGGAAACUUUGGAUACGUUAAGGUGACCAUCGAGAAGAUGGGAAGAAUAGCUAUCAUGCAGGAAGACGCCCACAAAACGGAGCAAGACACUUACGACGCUCUGGUGAAAGCCAGAAGUCUUCUAGAACAGGAGAAUCGGAGCAAAUUAGCCAUGUCGCUGCCAGCAGGAGGGGAUGACGCACGCAUACAAAAGAUGGUUGAGUGCAUCUUUAAUGGCAUGCAGAUCGAGGUCAGACUGACCGGAACAAGGGGCUCACUACAAAAUAAGGACGAAAAAGAGUGGAAAGUCCAAAAAACCGGAAAAACACGCUACUUCUGAAUCCCACGGUAGAUAAAAAAACGUUAUCGGAUUUGUUCAAGAAAAUGACCAACGAAAUCGAUGCCGAAAAGCUGGGAGUGAGGAUCACCACGAUGGGCGAAAAUUCCAACGGGCAGAUUCGGGUCAGCUAUGUCGACAAAACCGAGGGGGGUAACCAAGCCUUUCAAGAAGUCAUUAACAAUGCUAUACAGGGUAAAGCACAAGCGGUGAUAUCACAGGCGAGAAAGGAGUUCCUCAUCAAGAACCUCCCCUCCUUCGCCUAGGAGGGUGACAUAAGACUGGCGAUAUCAACUAAAAUAAACCAAUCAGCCGACCGUAUUGAGGUACAAGCUCCGAGAACCCUCACGAACGGAACAAGAAUGACCGGAAUUAUGGUUCCGAUCGAACAAGUCGACAAAGUUACUGAACACGGGAAAAUCCGAAUCGGAUGGCGCUACUGCAGAGUAGAAGAGAAGAUUGGAGUCACAAGAUGUUAUCGGUGCCAAAAGUUCGGACAUGUUGCCAAGAACUGCAAGGAGGAGAAGUCCGACAAAUGCUACAAGUGCUACAAGGAACGCCACAGGGCAAAGGAAUGUCCAAGGGAAAGUGAACCAUACUGCAGCACCUGCGCUAAGGCGGGACAUAUAACGGGCUCCAACAAAUGCCCGGAAUAUAAGAAGGCCCUCAAGGAGGCCAUAAACGCAAAACGGGAGAGGACAAAGACUGCAGCGACAGGAAGACCUCCCGAUGCCAAGUAGAGACGCCGAACGGAUCAAGGUACUGCAGCUUAACCUUAACAGAUGUGGACAGGCGCAUGACCUCCUCGAGUACAAAUCCAGGAAAGAAAAUAUAGACAUUAUCAUCGGACAGGAGCCGAAUAAGAGGAUGAGUGAGAAAUAUUUCUGUGAUAUACAAUGUGAUAGCUUUAUUGGCAUAAAUAAUAACGUAACUGUGAUAAAAUCGUCUAGUCAUUCUGGCUUUGUAUGCGUAGAACUUAUGUGUGUUAUAGUUUACUCGUGCUACUAUUCCCCAAAUAAACCAACAGAAGGUUUAGAAGAAUUGCUGGACGAUCUAGGGAGUCAUAUGAAGAACAGUAGAAAAG
This is a messenger RNA of Brassicogethes aeneus, 2029 nucleotides long. NCBI's taxonomy places the organism in Eukaryota, Metazoa, Arthropoda, Insecta, Coleoptera, Nitidulidae. The record is from the annotation of a GenBank genome assembly.